Messenger RNA from Ochotona curzoniae (black-lipped pika), 1956 nucleotides. Its product is annotated as glutathione S-transferase Mu 1-like. NCBI's taxonomy places the organism in Eukaryota, Metazoa, Chordata, Mammalia, Lagomorpha, Ochotonidae. Gene Ontology annotation, molecular function: glutathione transferase activity. The transcript has 14 exons. The record is from RefSeq and is a predicted model, not a curated record. Gene Ontology annotation, biological process: glutathione metabolic process. Bases 4 to 1191 code for a protein of 395 amino acids.
ACCAUGCCUAUGACCCUGGGCUACUGGGAGCUCCGCGGGUUGGCUUUGCCCAUCCGCCUGCUCCUGGAAUACACUGGCACCAGCUAUGAGGAAAAGCAUUACAGAAUGGGAGACGCUCCCGACUAUGACCGAAGCCAGUGGCUAAAUGAGAAAUUCAAGCUGGGCCUGGACUUCCCCAAUCUGCCCUACCUGAUUGACGGCACUCACAAGCUCACCCAGAGCAAUGCCAUCGUGCGCUAUCUCGGCCGCAAGCACAACCUGUGUGGGGAGACGGAAGAGGAGAAGAUUCGUGUGGACAUUUUGGAGAACCAGGUUAUGGACAACCGCUGGCAACUGGUGGCAAUCUGCUUCAACCCUGACUUUGAAAAGCUGAAGCCUGACUACCUGAAGGGCCUCCCAGACAAGCUGACACUGUACUCCCAGUUCCUGGGGAAGCAGCCCUGGUUUGCAGGGGACAAGAUCACCAUUGCCGAUUUCCUCGUCUAUGAUGUCCUCGACCAGAACCGUAUUUUUGCUCCUGGUUGCCUGGAUGUGUUCCCAAACCUGAAGGAUUUCAUGGCUCGAUUUGAGCUGGCCCACACCGCCCGCCUGCUCCUGGAAUACACGGGCACCAGCUAUGAGGAAAAGAGAUACUCCAUGGGAGAUGCUCCUGACUUUGACCGAAGCCAGUGGCUGAGUGAGAAAUUCAAGCUGGGCCUGGACAUUCCCAAUCUGCCCUACCUGAUUGACGGCACUCACAAGCUCACCCAGAGCAAUGCCAUUGUGCGCUACCUCGGCCGCAAGCACAACCUGUGUGGGGAGACGGAAGAGGAGAAGAUUCGCGUGGACAUUUUGGUUAACCAGGCUAUGGACACCCGCUGGCAACUUGGCACUAUCUGCUUCAACCCUGACUUUGAGAAGCUGAAGCCCGAUUAUCUGAAGGAUCUCCCUGAGAAGUUGACACUGUACUCCCAGUUCCUGGGGAAGCGGCCCUGGUUUGCAGGGGACAAGAUCACCAUUGCUGAUUUCCAUGUUUAUGAUGUCUUGGACUGGAACCGUAUAUUUGCUCCUGGUUGCCUGGAUGCAUUCCCAAACCUGAAGGAUUUCAUGGCCAGAUUUGAGGCCCUGCCAAAGAUCGCUGCCUACAUGAAGUCCAGCCGCUUCCUCCCAAGACCUAUAUUUCCUAAGGUGGCCACCUGGACGGGAAAAUAAGGCACAGUAAUUUCAAGGAUAGGAUCGGCUUUGGGGAGCUCAUGCCCCUAGCCCUGCCUCAGCCUUCUCAGUCCUCUCCCUCCACUCUCUCCUCCCAGCCUGCUGCCCCUUGUCCUCUAAGCCAGUCCCUCCCAUAGAGUCUUGGCUGGCCCAAGCUCUGCCCAAUUCCUCAGCUAUGGCUCCCUGGACUGUGGUUCCUGCACUAAGGCCAUUACUGUGGCUCCUAUCUUCUGCCAUGAGGGGCCUGAGUGUCCCUGAACUCCCCAAAUGCCAGAGAGGUCUCUGGCCUGUGCUGACCCUGCUCCUGAGUGAGAUCUCCCUGGCACUAUGUGCUCCCGAGGAAGCCUGAACCUCAGCCUGGGCCUUUCCUCUUCCCUGGGAGCUCUGACUUGGCACUGACAAUGCUGGAGUUUCGGGAAUUUCUUUUUUCUGUUGCCACAGCAGGACCUGGGAAAGAAGGAUGCUGUGGGUGGGUAUACCUGGAAAAUGGGAUGCCAAGGUGUGCUGGUCGUUUCUGUGCCCUGUGCAUGUCACUGUGUUUCUUUCUUUGGGUCCCUUUUUCUGCCUGGCUCCUCAUUCCUACAGCAUUGUGCCAUGGCUUGAAACCCCUGCAGCUUAGUCCUGGUUCUGAGAGCUGCAGGGUUGAUAGGGAGGGGCUGGCAGUCGUCGGGCACACCCACUGGGAGCUGCUCCAGGGUGCUUUCCCUGACAUGGAUAUUCCUGGUCUAUAUUUUCAGAAUGUUUCUCAAUAAAUAGUGUCACAUU